Messenger RNA from Sitophilus oryzae (rice weevil), 1267 nucleotides. It is a transcript of the gene Ran, whose product is annotated as GTP-binding nuclear protein Ran. Gene Ontology annotation, molecular function: GTPase activity; GTP binding. Gene Ontology annotation, biological process: protein import into nucleus; ribosomal subunit export from nucleus. Lineage: Eukaryota; Metazoa; Arthropoda; Insecta; Coleoptera; Curculionidae. Gene Ontology annotation, cellular component: cytoplasm; nucleus. Bases 345 to 992 code for a protein of 215 amino acids. The record is from RefSeq and is a predicted model, not a curated record. The transcript is spliced from 3 exons.
AUCCGCGCACGCGCCAACUACGUCAGGAUUCCCGUGACGUCACGAGUCUAUUUUUUACUAUUUUUUGCUAAUUUCUCCUAAAAUAAUAAGCCAAAAUCAAAAAAUAUAUUCCUAAACUACUAAUACGAAUUUAUUUUUAUUAUAAAAACUUAAAAAUUUCGCAAAUCUAGUCAAAAUACUUUAAGUUAUUAUAACCGACCAGCAGACAUUAUUCAAUUGCCGCGGACGCCAUUGUGAUCCCUAACGACUUCAGAACAUCGGCAAAGUAUUUCGCAAAUUUUUGUGCCAUCGGAGCUUUUUAGGCGUUUCUUUUGAACAAAUAGAACAAAAAGCCCAACAAAACUAUGGCAGCAGAACAAGAAAUGCCCACAUUUAAAUGUGUUUUGGUAGGAGACGGUGGUACAGGGAAGACUACGUUUGUGAAAAGGCACUUGACUGGUGAAUUCGAGAAAAAAUAUGUAGCAACUUUGGGAGUCGAAGUCCAUCCAUUGGUUUUCCAUACGAACAGGGGGCCUAUUAGAUUUAAUGUAUGGGAUACAGCGGGUCAAGAGAAAUUCGGAGGUCUCCGUGACGGAUACUACAUCCAGGGACAGUGUGCUAUUGUUAUGUUCGAUGUUACAUCUCGUGUAACCUACAAGAAUGUACCGAAUUGGCAUAGAGAUUUAGUUAGAGUUUGUGAAAACAUUCCUAUCGUAUUGUGUGGAAACAAAGUAGAUAUUAAGGAUAGAAAAGUCAAAGCCAAGAGCAUUGUAUUUCACAGAAAGAAGAAUUUACAGUAUUAUGAUAUUUCUGCCAAAUCAAACUAUAACUUCGAAAAACCUUUCCUAUGGUUGGCAAGAAAACUGAUUGGUGAUCCUAAUCUUGAAUUCGUGGCCAUGCCUGCUUUGGUGCCCCCAGAAAUCCAGAUGGAUCCCCAUUGGCAGCAACAAAUCGAGAAGGAUCUUAAAGAUGCUCAGGACACUGCCUUGCCUGAAGACGAUGAAGAUCUAUAAAAUGGAGGAACCCCACAACAAAAAUUAUUGUUUACCCCUAUUUUUAUAUGUGGAAAUUUUUAUAAAAGACUUAAAUAAUUUAAACAAGAAAGGAUAAUAAUAAUAAUUAUCUGUUAACAUUGUCUUUAAUUUUUUUUAUUUAAAACUAAUUGAAAAUGUUCAAGUUUGAGUGUGAUCUCUUGUUGAAGGUGUAAAUAAGUUAUGAAAAUGAUGUUUUUUGCCUUUUUUUUGUAAUAAUUCUGUGUAUGGAUGGAAUAUUAUACAUGAUAACAAUA